Colletotrichum godetiae is the source of this 1214-nucleotide messenger RNA. RefSeq names its product acetyltransferase. The coding region runs from base 284 to 898 and encodes 204 amino acids. Gene Ontology annotation, molecular function: aralkylamine N-acetyltransferase activity. Lineage: Eukaryota; Fungi; Ascomycota; Sordariomycetes; Glomerellales; Glomerellaceae. The transcript is spliced from 3 exons. The record is from RefSeq and is a predicted model, not a curated record. Gene Ontology annotation, cellular component: cytoplasm.
ACCGAAAUUCCGCUCCCUUGAAAGCCGUAAUACACAUUUCUGCGAACAAGACAAGGUUUUUGUAUGAGUGACCUUCAGAGCCGCCGGGUACCGUAAUCCGACCUCCGGCUUCGUCACAAUGACUCAUAGCCCCUCGUAUCAUUUUCAAAGGCAACGAUCCCGCAUUGGCUGAAUAUUCCGUCGCACUGUCACGGCUUCACGUCUCCAGCCUAUAUUUGUGCGUCGCUGUGUUCAAUCAUACCUUGAAACAAACCGCCGAAGUGUCAAAUUCAUUGCUCCAGAUAUGGGCUUGUACAUCCGUCCAUUGACAAUCGAUGAUCUUGAUCGGUGCGUAACAGUGGAGGCCGCAGCCUUUCCCCCCGCCGAAGCAGCGACCCGCGAAAAGAUCGAAUAUCGACUGACGGUAUGCCCCGAACUCUGCUUAGGAUUAUUUGCUCGUGAGGGCAAAGGCAGCCAAGGCAGGGUUAUUCGACAAGGGACCACGCUGGCCUACAAUCCGUCCGACACCUCGAGCGGUGAUGACCUCAUCGCGCACACGAUUUCCACCAAGUCGGUCUCUUGUGUUGUGACAGACGCGGACAUGGCCGUCCCACAUUCAUGGAAGACAGACCCGACCGCCACAUACGACGUUGGGCACCAACCAGAAGGCAAAACUAUCACUUUGCAUUCACUAGCUGUCUCUCCCAAUUCGCAGAAAUCAGGUUACGGCAAAACGCUUAUGGCAUACUACAUCAAGCACAUGAUACAGGCGGCACAGACAGAGAGAAUCUCUAUUCUCACCUAUGACAGGCUGGUUUUGUACUAUGAGAAGCUGGGAUUUACACACUAUGGCAAGAGCCAAUCCGAGUAUGCUGGAGUGGCGUGGCACGAUUUGGCGUACGAGUUCAAUACUGCCUGAGCAUGCGCUAAAAGAAAUCCUAAGGGAUUUGGCAAGCUUCAAAAUCUGACGUACAUCCAAAUUCCUCCUUGGCAGCCGGGCUAUACUUCGGGUUUUCUUUUUGAAACGUAUGCUACAUAGGAAUAAGACGAGGAGUUUCAUCAGAUUCAUCACGUUUCUCCCGCCUGCCCUUGGAAAUCUACCUGAUGUAGUUAAUAAGAUUACCGCAACACACUGGCAUGUUCUCUUUGAUGGAGCAUCGAAAUCAUAACUUUCCACUGCCUCAAGAUAAGGGAUAUCCAUGUUCACGAUAUAUGAUCAAGUGAAUAGAAGAUGG